Molecule: messenger RNA, 2292 nt
Organism: Haliotis rubra (blacklip abalone)
Lineage: Eukaryota; Metazoa; Mollusca; Gastropoda; Lepetellida; Haliotidae
Product: ankyrin-3-like
Exons: 1
Coding region: 1-2292 (763 amino acids)
Molecular function (GO): protein binding
Source: RefSeq, a predicted model, not a curated record
AUGAUAGCGGCAGGGGCAGGAAACAGAGCAUUACUGGAACUACUUGUGGAGAAAGGUGCAAAUUUGUCCCUACUGGAUGGUGAGGAUAACAAUAUCUUACACGUUGCCUGUAUGGAGGGAAACUUGGAGAUAGUGAAGUACAUCCACUCACAGAACAUCAUUGACAUUGACAGUAGGGGAGGGAACGGGACAACGCCAUUGAUGUCAGCAGCACUGUUUGGGAAGAAGGAAGUGUUCCGUUUCCUUUUGGAAACAGGAGCUGAUAUGUCACAAGAGGAUGAUGAUGGUGAAAAUACCCUCCAUGUAUCCUGCAAAGGGGGAAAUGUAGAUAUAGUGAAACAUGUCCUCACGCGUAAAGUUGUGUACAUAAACAGUACAGAUAACAAUGACAUUACACCUUUGAUGUUGGCAGCAGGUUAUGGGAACCAAGUUGUGUUUCACUUGCUGAUAGAGAGAGGAGCUGAUACCUCAGCAAGGGAUGAUACAGAUAGAACUAUCCUUCAUUGGGCCUGUCGAGGAGGAAACGUGAAGAUAGUAAAUGGUAUCCUGACACAAAACAUUGUCGACAUUAACAGCAACGAUAGAAAUGAGAUGACACCAUUGUUGUUAGCAGCAUACCAUGGCAAAAGAGAAGUGCUUGGGUUAUUAAUAGAACAGGGUGCUAAUACUUUAGCAGUCGAUCAUGAAAGUAGAAACAGUCUCCAUCAUUCCUGCACUGGAGGACAAGUGGAUACAGUGAAGUAUGUCCUGAAUCAAAGCAUCGUGGAUAUAAAUAGUAAAGAUGAUGAAGAAAUGACUCCAGUGAUGCUUGCAGCAUAUCAUGGGAAAAGAGAAGUAUUUGACAUUCUUGUGAAACAAGGAGCUGAUCUGUCAGUAGUUGACGAGGAUGGUGACAACAUCCUUCAUGUGGCCUGUCGAGGAGGAAAUGUUAAGAUAGUGAAUUACAUCCUGAUGCAAAACAUUGUGGAUAUAAAUAGUAAAGAUGAUGAAGAAAUGACUCCAGUGAUGCUGGCAGCAUCUCAUGGGAAAAGAGAAGUAUUUGACAUACUUGUGAUAAAAGGAGCUGAUCUGUCAGUAGUUGACAAGGAUGGUGACAACAUCCUUCAUGUGGCCUGUCGAGGAGGAAAUGUUAAGAUAGUGAAUUACAUCCUGAUGCAAAACAUUGUGGAUAUAAAUAGUAAAGAUGAUGAAGAAAUGACUCCAGUGAUGCUGGCAGCAUAUCAUGGGAAAAGAGAAGUAUUUGGCAUUCUUGUGAAACAAGGAGCUGAUCUGUCAGUAGUUGACGAGGAUGGUGACAACAUCCUUCAUGUGGCCUGUCGAGGAGGAAAUGUUAAGAUAGUGAAUUACAUCCUGAUGCAAAACAUUGUGGAUAUAAAUAGUAUAGAUGAUAAAGAAAUGACACCAGUGAUGCUGGCAGCAUUUCAUGGGAAAAGAGAAGUAUUUGACAUACUUGUGAUAAAAGGAGCUGAUCUGUCAGUAGUUGACAGGGAUGGUGACAACAUCCUUCAUGUGGCCUGUCGAGGAGGAAAUGUUAAGAUAGUGAAUUACAUCCUGAUGCAAAACAUUGUGGAUAUAAAUAGUAAAUAUGAUGAAGAAAUGACUCCAGUGGACUCCAGUGAUGCUGCAUAUCAUGGGAAAAGAGAAGUAUUUGACAUUCUUGUGAUAAAAGGAGCUGAUCUGUCAGUAGUUGACAAGGAUGGUGACAACAUCCUUCAUGUGGCCUGUCGAGGAGGAAAUGUUAAGAUAGUGAAUUACAUCCUGAUGCAAAACAUUGUGGAUAUAAAUAGUAAAGAUGAUGAAGAAAUGACUCCAGUGAUGCUGGCAGCAUAUCAUGGGAAAAGAGAAGUAUUUGACAUACUUGUGAAAAAAGGAGCUGAUCUGUCAGUAGUUGACGAGGAUGGUGACAACAUCCUUCAUUUGGCCUGUUUUGGGGAAAAUGCGGAGAUAGUGAAGCAUGUCCUCGGGCUACAUAUUGUGGACAUAAACUGUAAAGGAUCUAGCGGGAUGACACCACUGCUGUUAGCAGCAGAAUACAGUACAUGGGAUGUGUUUGAAUUGCUACUAGAGAGCGGAGCGGAUCCUUCAGUAGUAAAUAUCGAUGGUGACAACGUCCUUCACGUGGCCUGUGCAGUAGGAGAUCAGGACAUUGUGAAAUAUCUGCUGUCACAGAGCAUUGUAGAUAUAACCACAAAGAAUAGUCAGGGAUUGAAUGCAGCCGCGAUAGCGAGGGAAAAUGGUUACUUAUCAAUAACAAAGUUACUGUUACAAGCCUCCCAGUCAUUGCAUGAGUGA